Messenger RNA from Hypanus sabinus (Atlantic stingray), 3372 nucleotides. Its product is annotated as prostate androgen-regulated mucin-like protein 1 homolog. The record is from RefSeq and is a predicted model, not a curated record. The coding region runs from base 527 to 1774 and encodes 415 amino acids. Gene Ontology annotation, cellular component: early endosome; Golgi apparatus; late endosome. The transcript has 4 exons. NCBI's taxonomy places the organism in Eukaryota, Metazoa, Chordata, Chondrichthyes, Myliobatiformes, Dasyatidae.
UCCUGAUCCCGCAGACGGCACGGUCCCCGCCUGAUCCCGCAGACGGCACGGUCCCCGCCUGAUCCCGCAGACGGCACAGUCCCCGCCUGAUCCCGCAGACGGCACAGUCCCCGACUGAUCCCGCAGACGGCACGGUCAUCCCGCCUGAUCCCGCAGACGGCACGGUCAUCCCGCCUGAUCCCGCACAGGGCACAGUCCCCGCCUGAUCCCGCAGACGGCACGGUCAUCCCGCCUGAUCCCGCAGACGGCACAGUCAUCCCGCCUGAUCCCGCAGACGGCACGAUCAUCCCUCCUGAUCCCGCAGACGGCACAGUCAUCCCGCCUGAUCCCGCAGACGGCACAGUCAUCCCGCCUGAUCCCGCAGACGGCACGGUCCAUCGUUGGAUCCCGCAGUCGGCACGGUCCAUCGUUGGAUCCCGCAGUCGGUGGCCCAGUUCUCCUGAGUAGAUCCGAACUCGUUGGUUCGGACUGAGUGACAGGAAUCGAUCCCGGGUUCUGUGCCCGAGUCUGUACACCAACCGCCGCAAUGCUCCGCAACGCCGGUCUGGCCACUUUGCUGCUGAUCGCAGAAUUAUAUAUUAUUUCAACUGAAGACAACACAACAGAAAUAUUACUCAAUCCAACUGGAUCACAAAAUGGUUCAGAAGAAAAUGCAUUCUUCAAUCUCACCGCAUCUCCAUCAGUAGCCAUCACAGAGCUCUUCAGAAUAGGGGCAAAAAUCACCUCAACAUCCACGGCUGUCACUGUGAGCAUCGAACCUAGCUCCUCUCUCUCAGAGUACUCUACAGAUAUGGUCACCAACCCUUCUACUGCAUCUUCAGGGGUCACACACAGCCCCUCAAAAUCUAAUUCACUGCAAACAAACACAUCUAGCAGACAACCAACAGAUGCUACAAGUACCUCCCAGGCAUAUUCAAAUUUAACUGAAUUUUCAAAUACCAGUACAGUAGAGUUGAAUUCUACAUUCAACGGGAGCAUAGCUCCAAAUGAAUCAGCAACCACUGAUAGAACAUCAGUGACAAAGAAUACUACUCCAUGGACAACUAGCACUUCAGUCCAGUCAACAAAGUCAGAUUCAAGAACUUCAGACUCAACUGGAUCAGAACCAAGGACAGAUGUCACCAAUGCAUCACAAUCAACCAACGGCAGUACAACAGCAUUGCAUUCAAUCUCAACUAGUCAUCCAACUUCAUCAUUCACCUCAUCAGAGAUAACCAGUGUAUCACAGUCAACUUCAGCUUCAACGCAGCUAACCAGUGUCAGUAUGCCACUAACCGUCAUAACUACGGCCCAGUCAACAAGCACAAGUGUUGAACAGUCACCCACUGCUGAGAACCAGUCAACCGAAGCCACACAGUCACCAAAUGUAACUUCCACAGUGAACCAAACAGAACCCAACAUAACUGCAUCAACACAAACCACGGCUACCACUGUUGGAAGGACAAUAAUAAUAACAACAACAGCUUCAGUUACUACAUCUACGUCUUCUUUGUCUACCGCGGCACCACAACUUUCACACUGGCCCAGUUCAGUGAUCCUGAACACGACACCAAAGCCGACCCAGCAGACCCACAGGGACAUUCAGCAAAGAGAUGCAAGCCUAAGCACAGGAAGCGUAGUGGCUAUCUCAGUUGUGGUUAUCGUGGUGAUGUUGGUGCUGAUUGGGGGAGUCAUGUACUUUAAAGUAAGGAAUUCUUCGUAUGGACGAUUGUUGGAUGACCAGGAAAAUGGCACCUGGGAGAAUUACAAUAACCCACUGUAUGAUGAUUCUUAAUAAAUUGGCCUUGAGACAUAGACUGCUUAGUCAGAGUGAGAGGACUUGUUCAUCCUGCACGAUCAGCUGAAGAUGAAUGAGAUGUGAUUUCAUGGCCAAAUAUUCAGCCUAAUUCCAAUUCUUCCUGUUUGGUCACUCUGGUUUCAAUUUCCUUCCUUUUCCCAUAACACUCACCCAUCUCAAUACUCCCAACCCCUAUCUUCAUUCCCCACCAUCCCAAAUCUCAGUCCUACUUCCCCCUUUCCAACCCUCACUUCUAUCAUCUUUCCACUUAGUUCAGCAGAUUAUUCCAUCAGAACCCAAAAUCUGUCUUGGAGAUCAGCCAAUGAAUAGACUAACAGCUAAGUGGAGACUGAAUAUUCUGAGCUUGGGGCAAGGUUACUUCUAUAGCAAUUUAAUUAUUCCAGCUGUGUCUUAACCUCCAUUAAAAUUGGCAUAUGUGUAUGAGUGGUUUGCCAAAGAUGUUGAGAAGGAAUUGGGAAGGCUGGUUGGGAAAUAAGUCUGUGAUUGAUUGCACAUCUCAAAUGACUUGUGCUUUGCUAAGAUGUUGUCAACUGAGACAUUACCUAGAAAUUGUUAUCAUUGGUCAAGUUCUAAGCAACUGAAUCAGAGAAGAAAAAUGUAUUUUAUAGUAGAUGAAACAAAGGUUGAAAAGGCAGAGAUAAUGUUUCUGCAUAAAACAAUAAAAUAUACACUAGCUUUAGUGAAGUUACGAUAGGAGAGUUGCAUCAAUGAAGAUUAUUCCCAAAGUUAGCUCACCCCAAGCUCAGAAUAUCCUGUCAACACUUAGAUGGCAGGAAAAAGGAAGGAAAAAAUUGGUUUAAUUGUUUAUGUUUUACAGAGUUUUAUAUGAAACUGAUGUUGUUCUAAACCAUUGAUCAUAUAUUGGAUUUCAUGGGAAGAAUUUUCGAUUAGGUCAGUUUUGAAAAAGGAGAAAAUCAAUGGUACAGCACAGAAACAGUCUCUUCAGCCCACCAUGUCCCUGCUGACUAUUGAGUCCCCAUCUAUACUAACCUUGAUCAUUACUACUUGGACCAAAGCUCUCCCUGCAUUCGCUGUCAAGCGUUCGUCCAGAUGCUUCUUAAAUGUUGAGGGUAACUUCCAGCCAGGAGAUUGAGGUAGGAAGGGUCCAAGGUUGAGAGAAUGUGGAUUUACUGCAGAUGCUGGCAUCUGGAGCAACAAAUGAGAUGUUGGAGGACCUCUGGGUCAGGCAGCACCUGUGAAGGAACAAGUACAGUCGACGCUCUGAAUUGAGAUUCUUCAGGUGACAGACUUAUUACAGAAUGUAUGAAUGCUCAAAUCAUGCAAAAUUUGGAGUCAAUGUGUGAUUCGUGGAGUAUUCUUUGCACUGGGUACAGAUUUUUUAAGAUUGUGUUGGAUUCUAUUUCACUUGUAUACAUCUGUCCCUUGAAGUGGCAACAUAAUGAUAACUGUUUGAAUUAGCUUUCCCUCUUCUGCAAACAGUCCAGUGGCCCUUCAUAAGAGAGACAUGUCAGUGAUGUCAGACAAUAAACUAUGUGUCAUGGAUUGAAGUCCAUGGCUGAUUUUAACAUAGCUUAUUAAUUUAUGACACAUAAUAAACAGAGUUAAUUAUUCUA